This is a messenger RNA of Cladophialophora bantiana CBS 173.52, 2484 nucleotides long. RefSeq lists its product as uncharacterized. The transcript has a single exon. Lineage: Eukaryota; Fungi; Ascomycota; Eurotiomycetes; Chaetothyriales; Herpotrichiellaceae. The record is from RefSeq and is a predicted model, not a curated record. Gene Ontology annotation, cellular component: cytoplasm. Gene Ontology annotation, molecular function: calcium ion binding; calcium-dependent phospholipid binding. The coding region runs from base 1 to 2484 and encodes 827 amino acids.
AUGCCGUCCUCAAUGCUGGAUGUGAGGGAUGACCGCCGUUCAAGAUCGAAAUCUCCAAGUGGUCGCGACAGAGAUCGAUCGAGAUCGCGCUCACGCGACGUCCGAGACCGAGACUCCCCCGAUGAGUACAGUAGCAGGCGAUCGAGCAGGAAAUACACAGACCCACAGGAUGAGCCAGAGCCGGAUCGCGGGUACAAGGACAGACGGUCCAGCAAGAAAUACUACGAGCAGGAGGAAGAAGACGAAGACGACCGCCGCAGAAGUAAAAGAAGCUCGAAGAAAUAUGUGGACGAGAGUGAUGAGGGGGACAAAUAUCGCUCUUACAGGUCGAGCAAGGACCCUCGAGUACAAGAGAUAACACCCUCAGACGACGAUAGGAGAUACGACCGAAAGAAGAAGUCUGACAGUGACUCGGAUCGACGCAGAGAGGAACGAAAGAGGUCUAGCAGGAAGAAGCAUGACGAUUCAGCAGAGAGCGACUCAGAUGCGCGUCGUAGGUACAGAGACAAGGAUUCCAAUCACCAGAAUGGUCACGGAACAUAUGGUUAUCCGCCAGGAUCCUACGCCGAGAUCAGACCCGAAGCAUCUCGCCAUAUGAGUUACAUUCCUAGCGAUCCUCGAUACGCCGCCCCAGGAGCAUUCAAUGGUGGAGGCGCUGCUCAUGCGGCACAACGGACGAAUUCAUACAGCAAUUCUAGCGGUCCCCAGUACGCCAAUCUUGAGCAGUUCAAGUAUGCAGACCCCAGUGAAAUUGCACCGCGGAGACCGGAGUACGAACGUUCUCGUCCAUCAGACUACGAACGGUCCCGCCCUAAAGAUGCUAGGGAUAACGGCAACGACCAGAGGAGCAGCAAGUACGAGACUCGUGCCCCAAAGGACGAGAACCACGACAACGACAGAUAUGAGACUCGAGAGCCUAAGAGCAAGGAUUAUUACGAGGACUAUGACAGACACGGCAGGAGUGACCGGAGACACAACGACGACAAAUAUGGGAACCCACCACAAGACGUAACCAAGAGAAUGUCAGCUUUGGCGGUGGGGAGUGCUGCUCUGGGUGCUGCAACAUUAGGAGUGGCGCGGCACAACUCUCAUGACGGUGGCAAGCCUCCUGCUUCACCGUUACUCGAAGCAUACAAGGGGACAUAUCAAUCCAUCUCACCUAUGCCUUCGGCCUUGGUUCUCGCGAAUCACAAGGGCGAUUCCGAUUUGUCUGACCUCGAACUUGAGCCAGAUGACGACUAUGAUGACGCGGAUGCUGAGCUAAAACGGAAGAUUCGCCAGCUCGAAAAGGAAAAGGAGAAGUACAUGAAGGGACCUAGCAAGAGUGCCAGCCUUGGUGAAACAACCCAGGACGUCCGCCCGCGACGGCCAUCGAAACUUGACACCAAUCUGGACGUUGAAGUCAGGGAACCCGGCAGUGCCAACCGAGACCGCUCACCUUCUCGGAGCAUAAUGUCGCCAGGAGGGGGUAACGGGAGAAGGAAGACGGUCUCCUUCUACGACCCUACUGAAGAUGCCAAACGUAUCGCCGCUGCUCUGUCAGGUACACGGUCUGCACCAGAUCCUCGACCGCUAGUGCAAAUCCUGCCACGUCUUUCAACCGACGAUCUGCUGGCUCUUCGGGCGGAGUACAAGAAUCACGCCAAAGUGAGCGGACAGGGCAUCAACAUGGCCAAGCACAUCAAGAUGCGUAUUCCCGGGAACCUGGGGAAAGCUUGCUAUACGACCGCCUUGGGUCGAUGGGAAAGCGAGGCAUAUUGGGCCAACUCAUGGUACCAAGGGGGUGCAACUCGACGGGAGUUGUUGAUUGAGAGUCUGAUGGGCCGCUCAAAUAGCGACAUCCGCGAGAUCAAGAACUGUUUCAAGGACAAGAAAUACAAUGAUGACCUCGAGAAGUGUAUCCGCACCGAACUCAAAGCUGACAAGUUCCGAGUGGCCAUCUUGUUGGUGCUCGAGGAGAGACGAAUGCCAGAAUCGUCGCCAUUGGACAUCCGACUCAUCAAGGAGGAUGUGGUGCAUUUGGCCGAAGCCCUGGAGUCGAAGGGCGGCGAGACGGACAUGAUCAAAAUCAUCGUUCUGCGGAGCGAUGCUCAUCUACGCGAAGUGCUCAGGUUGUUUGAGCGCACAUACGGCGUCAACUUUGCAAGGCAGAUGAUUUCCAAGUCGAGGAAUUUGGUGGGGGAGACAUUGGCACACAUAUUGAACGGUGCAUUGAAUCGCCCCAUGCGUGACGCACUUCUUCUUCACCAGGCUAUUAACGAGACAGCGCCGGGCAAAGAACGGACAGAGUUGUUGAUUUCCAGACUUGUCAGAAUGCAUUGGGAGCCAAAGCAUCUGGAAAAAGUGAAAGCCGUAUAUAAAGAGCGAUAUGGGCGCAGCGUGGAGGAGGAGGUCAAGAGGGAGGUUUGGGCGCAGAUGAAGACGGUGGAAGGGCGGUUCUGUGCUGAGUUUUGCAUCGAGUUGGUUAGGAGCAGUUCAACGUAG